Aspergillus pseudonomiae is the source of this 670-nucleotide messenger RNA. RefSeq lists its product as uncharacterized. The record is from RefSeq and is a predicted model, not a curated record. The transcript has 2 exons. NCBI's taxonomy places the organism in Eukaryota, Fungi, Ascomycota, Eurotiomycetes, Eurotiales, Aspergillaceae. Bases 186 to 566 code for a protein of 126 amino acids.
UAUCAAAGUUCGAUGCGACGAUCCAGCGAAGCUAUGCCAAAAUCGGCCUGAUCAAGGCCUGUGUCAACCCGAACAAACGCCAAAGCCAUUCCCAUUUGCAUAUUCAACGAACUCUGACCCAGAUAGCUCCUGCACUCGGACGAUCAAUUUCUGCCAGGGCUUCUUUGAUCGCAGAAGUCUGGCAGAUGCAAUCUCAUACGGCAAGACUUUCAGCCUAUGAUAACAGAGCACAAACACUUUUGCAUGAGCUAUUCUAUUUAGAUCUGGCCCCAGACUUUCCAAAGCCUAAUCCUCGUGUCGUCGAUCUCGUGGUUAACAUCAACUUGGGUUCUAAAAAGAUUCGGACUGACGCAUCCGGCCCGUGUAUCACUAUAGUCUUAGCUCGCUGGCAACAUGGAGGGAACCGAGGCUCUGUCAGAUACUGGGUUCAGCGAAACUCCGGCAAUCUGGCAUAUUACGCAUUGGCUAAGUACGUGAUGUUCCUCGCCUACCCACUGUGGCACAAGAACUCGCCCGGGCCGCAUUUCCGAGACCAGACCUGGGUUUACUCGCCACGUUCGUUGUAGACGGCAGCGAGCUUUAUUUGAGUAUUACCGACGAUCUUACGGCUUGGAAUUCUUCCGUUGGUGAACACUAUCCAGGUUGCAGUGACAAUCUAAACGAGAGCGAA